Ceutorhynchus assimilis (cabbage seed weevil) is the source of this 3078-nucleotide messenger RNA. NCBI's taxonomy places the organism in Eukaryota, Metazoa, Arthropoda, Insecta, Coleoptera, Curculionidae. The record is from the annotation of a GenBank genome assembly.
AAAAAGAUUAUUGCACUAAUUAUGUCUUAUCUUUAUUAUUAAACGCAAUUUGGAUAUUUUUGGUCGAAUUAAAAAUCUUGAUUUAGUUGAGUAUGUAAUACUGUGGUAAAUACCUAUGUGAAAACGCAUUAAACCUAAUACAGUGAUGAUGUUUUUGCUGGAAUUUUGUGAAAAAUGGACAUAAAAAUGACCGUAAGAUACAACUAUUAUUGACGUAAAAAUUAUUUGUUCGACUACUCCAUGGCCAAAGACCCAUAAAACAAUAAAAUCCAAUAUUUGCUGAUUUGAUUAUGUUUGCCAAGUCUGGGUAAAGAUUCCUUUGAAAAAUAUGUUGACUGACAAAACCGAAGCUGAUGAUGUGCCUAUAAUCAUGGUUGAAGGCCCUUCAAAGGAGAAUCUGCAAAAUAUCCCCUUUGCCGAUGAUGAAGGGGCUUCAAAAAAUGAAGAUGUUGAAGCUCAAAAUCCAGCCAGAAGGAGUAUGGGUAGAAAGAAUAGCAUUUCAUUACCGAAUUUGGACGAUUUAAAUGUUUUUAAUGAACGGCAGCCUCAGAUUGACGAAUUCAAUAAUUCCCAAAACGACUUGGAAACUGACGAUGAAAUGGCGGAGAUACGUGGCCCUUCUAGAAAUGUUAGAAGAAAAUCAGUGCUGAGCCCCAGAAUGCUGACUCCACCAGAUCCGGCGGACUUUUCCGACGGCAACUCGCCAGCCAACUCGGUCACUUCAGUCAACUCACUGGCCAGUUUACUUAAGGAAAAAAUACAGAAUUUGCCUCAAACCAUCAGAAGAAAAAAAUCCAACGACUACAAAAUAAAAGUUUUCGUAAUAUUUCUUUUUAUGACUAUCGUAGUCUUAAUAUGCACUGCUUACUUUUUGUACCAUCAAAAAAUCUUGGCCAAAGCUUACUUUGAACGAAUCAAGUUUAAUAAAAAUAAACGUAUAAUGCAAAUAUACAAUAACGAUGGCAUAGAAAUAAUUAAUGCAAAAUUGGGCACCACCUUAAACUACGACCAAGUCUUGCCUUGCUUACCGCAAGACGAACGACGAGACGGCUCUAUAUGCCUGGAAUGGAUGGACAAAGCCAGACUCUAUUUGCACGUCUACACCCUACAAGAUCGUAUUAAGUGUUACAAUUUAAAAUGGAUUUCGUUGAACGAUUAUCUGGCCCCGACUGAUUGCUUUGAAAUGUUCAACGGAGUGCAUUGGUACGGAGGUGGUCAGAACCAGGAAUCUGCUUGGCCUUUGGAAAAAGGGGGUCACGGUUUUCGACCGUUUGUUACUGGACAUGUAGAACGUCAUGAAUGGGGUAAUGUCCUCAAAAGAUACUUCAUCAACUCAAAAGGAGCUGCAAUAAUAAUAGAUGAGAAAACACCCCUUUACGUUGCAAUACAAGGUGACACACAAAAACAGUUGUGUCUCAGCGCUCGUUACGAUGAGUUUGCUUUCGUUAAUAAAUUCACUAUAACUCCUGAGCUGAAUUACAGCAUAUGCACUGGCGGAAAUAUGAGCGAGCUGCACACCCAACUCAGUGAACACACUUUAUGGGAUGGUUUGAAAAAGGAAGACGCUGAUGUUAUUGAUAGUUUACUUACUGAACCUUUGUGGGAGAUUACUUCUGAAAGUAAAGAAUUAUUAACAGAAGAAAUGGUUUUCAAUUUCACCAAUGAUAUCAUAGCUUUGGGAACCAUCAAGCAAGGCCACGUGUUGAUAAAUGAAUUUUGGCAAAAUCGAGUUGGCGAUUUUCAGCUGGAUACUGACCGAUUUCCGACUCUGGAAAAGACCAUCGAUGUUCUUCGGAGAAGGGGUUUUCGUGUAGUUUUCACUAUACAACCGUUUAUUUCUACUGAAAGUCGCAAUUUUGCUGAGGCGGUUGAGAAGCGUUUGCUCGUAUUGGAACGGUUUAGUGGUAGAAAAGUACCCGCACUAACCAGUUUCAAAACUCUUCAAAGUGCAGGCGUAUUGGACAUCACCAACAACCGUACCAUGCCUUGGCUAAUCGAAAAACUCAAAUCGGUAAUGAGCAAGUACAAAUUCAACGCCUACUAUUUGGAAUUGGGCAACGCCUACGAUAUGCCUCACUAUUACCAGUGCGAAAAACCCCUAUUAAAUCCCGACCAUUUUAAAACGCAAUUCAUCAACAGUAUCCAGAAUUCCAUUAGUUUGCUGGGGGUUAGCGAUGCGAUUGAAAGACCGAGGUCGCCUAGUUUUGUGGCUUUGCCCCGUUUCGAAUCCAGCUGGGACGGUUUGAGGCGAGUCAUACCAACAAUUUUAACUUAUGGAAUUAUCGGGUAUCCGUUUUUGAUCCCGGGUGCAGUAGGUGGUGAUUAUGACUCUGUAGAAACUGAAUUGAAUAGCAGUUUUGUCGAAUUGCCUGACCAAGAACUUUACAUAAGGUGGCUGCAAUUGGCCGCUUUUUUGCCUGUUGUUAGAUAUAAUCGUUUGCCCAAUAGUUAUGGGGAUAAGAAAGUUUUGGAUACGGCUAUUGGAUUGGCUUUACUUAGACAAAAUAAGGUCAAACCAGUAUUGAAAAAAUACGCAAGAGUUUCUUUAAAUCUUGGUCUGCCGAUAAUAAGACCCCUUUGGAUGUUGGAUCCAAACGAUCCAAAUUGUCAUACUGUUAUGGAUGAAUUUUCUAUUGGCGAAGACAUUAUUGUAGCUCCUAUUUUGUCUUCCGGAGCCAGAGAAAGGGAGAUUUAUUUGCCUGCAGGAGUGUGGAAAGAUGGAAUCGAUGGCAGUUUAAGAAAGGGUAGUAGAUGGAUCCACGAUUACAGAGUUGAAGAUCAGGUGGCCUAUUUUGAAAAAAUGCCCGAUGAUACUAGAUUUUAGUAGAAGAUUUUUUCUUUAUGUAUGUGAUAUAAAAUUCCAAUGUUAAUUGUAUGUACAAAAAACCCAUUUAGUAGUUGAUUAAAAUGUUUUAUACCUACACCUGUGGUACAAAGUGGAAGUGCGCUGUAGAAACAUUAAAAAAAACUUUUGUAAUUGCCCAUAAAUUGAUGUAGCAGGUAUAGGGGAAAAAUACCACACUUUCACCUAUACCCAACCAUACAAUAUUACGUGGUAGCAGUGUUGUCAGAUACAAU